Aegilops tauschii subsp. strangulata is the source of this 1478-nucleotide messenger RNA. RefSeq lists its product as uncharacterized. Lineage: Eukaryota; Viridiplantae; Streptophyta; Magnoliopsida; Poales; Poaceae. The record is from RefSeq and is a predicted model, not a curated record. Gene Ontology annotation, molecular function: calmodulin binding. Gene Ontology annotation, cellular component: nucleus. Gene Ontology annotation, biological process: response to osmotic stress.
GUCACUUCACAGUAAUAUUCCUGCAGAAUUUUCCAUAAAUAUUAGAAGAACUUUAGAAACUUUAUUAAGAAUACUUAACCCAGCUAAGAUAAAGCAGUGCCUGGAUUGCAAAUACCGUGUGCCUGUAUUGCAAAUAUAAACGCGUACGAAUGAAUAGGGCAAAACCUAGAGCGUAGUUUUGCAUGUGAAGCUAGAGGAAUCUACUUCCUUCGUUUCAUAUUACUCGUCGCUGAUUUAGUAUAAAGUUUGUUUGGAAUUAUUUGUCUCGGAAAUGGAUGUAUCUAGAUUAGCGACAAGUAAUAUGAAACGCAGGGAGUAGCAUCAGGCCACUAGCUGUCCGCUAGCUUCAGAAUAAUACGGAGGAGAAGGAAUCAAGAAUAGGGGGAUACGAAGAAUACAUUGGGACCUUGUCAGCUUUCUCCCAUGCAUGUCGGAUCAUGAGCAGGGAUUGGGCGGUCCUGAUAUGCGCUGCAUACGGAACGCGAGCGUAAAAAACCGCAUCCCGCAAAGCCGCACGCAAACCCUCCUCUUCCUCCUCCUGUGACUCACCUGCGCUGCACGCACGCCGGCGUUCAAACUUCGAACGUGCUUCACUUGUCACCUGAUCAUCAUCAGCAUGGACGCCAUGUCGUGCCUGCUGCCGCCACCACCGGCGUCGUUCCUCUCGGCCUCCUGCUCGCUCGGCCCUGCCUACUACACCGACGCCGCCCUCGCGCGCGCGCUGAACUUCUCGUCCAUGCCCGAGUACGAGUACGACUACUCCCCCGCGGUCUCCUCCCCGUCCUCCGCCUCGGCGCCCUCCUCCUCCUCCCUCCUCGCGGACUUCCCGUACAGCGCGGGCGAUGGCAGCAGCUGGUUCGCCUCCACGGCCGCGCCGGCGACGGGUUCACUCGCCUGCGACUCCGUCCUUGUCGCGUCAGACGCGCCGCCGCGUCCGCCGUCCACCCCCGUGGGCGCCGCGGCGAACAAGAGGCGGGCGGGCCUGGGGCCCAACGCGGCGGGCGCGGGGCGCGCCGGGAAGCGGCGCGCGCGGGCGUCGAAGCGCGCGCCCACCACGUACAUCAGCACCGACCCCGCCAACUUCCGGCUCAUGGUGCAGCACGUGAUGGCCGUCCAGGCCGAGCCGGGCGCGCCCGAUGGAAGCGGCGCACUCCUGCCCGCGUCGUUCGACGCGUCUUCCGGCGCGGCGCUGCUGGACUGCCACCCGUUCGACGGCGCGCUGCUGAUGCCGGCCGACGUGGACGCCGCGGAGCUCCAUCGCCACCACCACCAGCAGCAGCAGCCGUGCUACCCGACGCUGGACUCGUGGAGCGUCAUGUACGAGAGCAGCCAGCUGCUCUAGCUCCAGCCGAUCGAGCUCCAUGUUCUCCAUGCAUUAUUAACCACGAGUAGUCCAGGACCGCCGUAGAUUUCUCAGUACUUACAGCUCCUGUAGUAGUUCUUUUGUCCGGUCCCUAAUUAAUGUAUGUAUUUUUCCA